This is a messenger RNA of Glycine soja, 3798 nucleotides long. Its product is annotated as calmodulin-binding transcription activator 2-like. Gene Ontology annotation, biological process: regulation of transcription by RNA polymerase II. Gene Ontology annotation, cellular component: nucleus. The transcript has 13 exons. The record is from RefSeq and is a predicted model, not a curated record. Lineage: Eukaryota; Viridiplantae; Streptophyta; Magnoliopsida; Fabales; Fabaceae. Gene Ontology annotation, molecular function: double-stranded DNA binding; protein binding; transcription coregulator activity. The coding region runs from base 210 to 3449 and encodes 1079 amino acids.
AAAAAUAUAGGUGGUAGCUGUCCCGCCUGUCCGGGUUAUUCACUUCGUCACGUCACUGUGUGAAAAGAAGCUGACUGGAAAGAGCGAAAGAAAGUAAGAACGAACGAGCGAAAGCAAAAAAGUGUGUGUUGAUUGAGAUACUGCUAACUCCUUCAACGUUUACGCGUGGAUCUCUCUCUCUCUCUCUCUCUGAUUCUUCGGUCUUCGCCAUGUCGGAGCGUUCGUCUUUCGGAUUGGGACCUCGAUUAGAUCUUCAGCAAUUACAACUUGAAGCCCAGCAUAGGUGGUUGCGCCCUGCAGAAAUAUGUGAAAUUCUUCGUAAUUAUCGGAUGUUUCAAAUCACAUCAGAACCACCUAACAGGCCACCAAGUGGUUCCCUUUUUCUAUUUGAUCGGAAGGUUUUAAGGUACUUUAGAAAAGAUGGACAUAAUUGGAGAAAGAAAAAAGAUGGAAAGACUGUGAAGGAAGCACAUGAAAAGUUGAAGGUGGGAAGUGUUGAUGUGUUACACUGCUACUAUGCCCAUGGAGAAGAAAAUGAAAAUUUUCAGAGGCGAAGCUAUUGGAUGCUUGAACUGGAUAUGAUGCAUAUAGUAUUUGUCCACUACUUGGAUGUUAAGGUUAACAAAACCAAUAUUGGUGGAAAAACAUAUUCUGAUGAGGUUACAUCAGAUUCCCAGAAGAGCAGUUCUUUGUCAUCUGGCUUUCCCAGAAAUUAUGGUAGUGUGCCUUCAGGAAGUACAGAUUCCAUGAGCCCAACGAGCACUUUGACAUCUUUAUGUGAAGAUGCUGAUUCAGAGGAUAUUCAUCAAGCAAGUUCAGGAUUACACUCCUAUCGUGAAUCACAAAAUUUGGGGAAUGAUCGUCCGAUGGAUAAGAUUCAUGCUCGUUCAAAUAGUUCCUAUCUUAUGCAUCCGUUUUCAGAUAAUCAUGGGCAGUUACCAGUUUCUGGAGCAGAAUAUAUCCCACAUGUUCAGGGGAAUAAGUCUAGAGCUAGUGAUACUACUUACAUUGAGGGUCAGAGAGCACAUGGCAUUGCAUCCUGGGACAAUGCCAUGGAACAGUCUGCAGGAAAGCAUGCUGAUCCUUCUCUUGUAUCAUCUACAUCCAUUCCAUCAAGUGCAAUGGGAAACAUACUUGACAAAAACCAUACUGUUCCAGGCAACCUUUUAGGGCAUAAAAUUGCCCUCACUGAAGUGGAAAGGGGCGCUCAGCCUGUCCAAUCAAACUGGCAGAUUCCUUUUGAAGACAAUACUGGAGAAUUGCCUAAUUGGGGCUUUACCCAAUCAUUGGGUUUGGAAUUUGGAUCUGAUUAUGGUACUAGUUUACUGGGGGAUGUAACUAAUAAUGCAGGCCCAGAAAUUGAUCCUGAGCUGUUCACUUUUAAUGGUGAGUUAAAAGAGCAGUAUACACAUGGGCAAUCUCAACCUGCACUGAAAUCCAAUUCUGCGUAUGAAGUUCCUGGUGAAGCAAGUAUCAAUUAUGCCUUGACCAUGAGGCGUGGAUUAUUGGAUGGAGAGGAGAGCCUCAAGAAGGUUGAUAGUUUCUCUAGGUGGAUGACCAAAGAACUUGCAGGUGUGGAUGAUCUGCAUAUGCAGUCUUCCCCUGGUAUUUCAUGGAGCACAGAUGAAUGUGGGGAUGUGAUAGAUGAUACAUCAUUGCACCUGUCCCUGUCUCAAGACCAGCUGUUUAGCAUAAACGAUUUUUCACCUAAAUGGGCUUAUGCUGAAUCAGAAAUUGAGGUGUUGAUUGUUGGAACAUUUUUAAAGAGUCAACCUGUGGUGGCAAAAUGUAACUGGUCCUGUAUGUUUGGGGAAGUGGAGGUUCCCGCUGAGGUUUUAGCUGAUGGAAUUUUGUGCUGUCAAGCUCCACCUCAUAAGAUUGGACGGGUUCCCUUCUAUGUAACAUGUUCCAAUAGGUUUGCUUGUAGUGAAGUUCGGGAAUUUGAGUACAGAGAGGGCUUCGAUAGAAAUAUAAAUUUUCCAGAUUUUUUUAACAAUUCAAGUGAAAUGGAGCUUCAUUUGCGACUGGUGGGGUUACUUUCGUUAAACUCAAUGCACACUUUAAAUCAAGUGUUUGAGGGUGAUAUGGAUAAAAGAAACUUAAUAUUCAAGCUUAUUUCACUGAAAGAGGAAGAGGAAUAUUCAAGUAAGGAAGAGACAACUGCAGAGAUGGAUAUAUCACAACAGAAGUUGAAGGAGCAUAUGUUUCACAAGCAGGUUAAGGAGAAGUUGUACUCAUGGCUUCUUCACAAAGUUACUGAAACUGGUAAAGGGCCUCUUGUAUUAGAUGAAGAGGGGCAAGGCGUGUUACACUUAAUUGCUGCUCUUGGUUAUGAUUGGGCUAUAAAUCCUAUCAUAACUGCUGGAGUCAAUAUCAACUUCCGUGACGUGAAUGGAUGGACAGCUCUACACUGGGCUGCAUUCUGUGGCCGAGAGCGAACAGUUGCUGUCCUUGUCUCCAUGGAUGCAGCCGCUGGUGCAUUGACAGAUCCAUGUCCCGAAUUUCCUUUGGGUAGAACACCUGCAGAUCUUGCUUCUAGCAAAGGCCACAAAGGAAUUUCUGGUUUUCUUGCUGAGUCAUUAUUAACUAGCCACCUCGAAUCGCUCACAAUGGAUGAAAAUAAAGAUGGUAGGAAAGAAACUUCAGGAAUGAAAGUAGUGCAGACAGUUUCAGAGCGAACUGCGACACCUGUGCUUAAUGGUGAUAUACCUGAUGAUAUCUGCCUUAAGGAUUCUCUUAAUGCUGUCCGUAAUGCUACACAAGCUGCUGAUCGUAUAUAUCAAGUAUUCAGAAUGCAGUCAUUUCAGAGGAAGCAGUUAGCUCUGUAUGAAGAUGAUGAAUUUGGAUUGUCAGAUCAACAAGCUCUUUCUCUCCUAGCUUCUAAGGCGUGCAGAUCUGGUCAAGGAGAGGGUUUAGCCAAUGCUGCUGCAAUACAAAUACAGAAAAAGUUUCGUGGUUGGACGAAGAGAAAAGAAUUCUUGAUUAUUCGCCAAAGAAUUGUUAAAAUCCAGGCCCAUGUAAGAGGUCACCAGGUCAGGAAGCAGUAUAAACCAAUCAUUUGGUCUGUGGGAAUCCUGGAAAAGGUUAUAUUACGCUGGAGACGCAAGGGCAGUGGUUUACGUGGAUUUCGACCAGCUUCCCAGAACAAGGUCCCCGAACAACCAAGCGAAUCUCCGAAACAGGAUGACUAUGAUUACCUCAAGGAAGGAAGGAAACAAAGUGAAGUGAAGUUCAAAAAGGCCCUUUCACGGGUGAAGUCCAUGGUUCAGUAUCCAGAGGCACGGGCUCAAUAUCGGCGGGUGCUAAAUGUAGUUGAGGACUUCCGUCAAACCAAGGGAGGUAAUUUGAAUUUGAUAAAUUCGGAAGAGACAGUCGACGGUGUGGAGGAUUUGAUUGAUAUUGACAUGCUUUUAGAUGAUGAAAAUUUCUUACCUAUAGCUUUCGAUUGAUUCUCUGCUGUUGCUCCACCCACCUCCCCGGUAAAUAGAUGGCCAGUUGGUUUUAUUUGGCAUUGGAGAGAUCCUAACAUCGUGUGCUGCUGUAUAUAUUUAUAUUUAUGUAUAAUGUACAAUCAGAAUUCCUUGGAUCAUAGGUCUUCCUGUUUUCUAGCAAAGAACUAGUUAGAUCCAAGGGUGGGUUAUAAUAGAUUAUGGAACCUAGAAUGCGUUCAGGUUUGGUAGUUCGGAUAUAUAAUAUACAUGGUUUAAUUUUAUAUAUGGUGAUUAUGUAUAUGACAGGAUGAUUUCAUUUAGAUUGAAGUAUGUUUUUAAUUCUUAAAUUUGUAUCAUUUUUUAAAAA